Messenger RNA from Chelonus insularis, 3409 nucleotides. Its product is annotated as transcription termination factor 2-like. Gene Ontology annotation, biological process: DNA repair. Lineage: Eukaryota; Metazoa; Arthropoda; Insecta; Hymenoptera; Braconidae. The record is from RefSeq and is a predicted model, not a curated record. Gene Ontology annotation, molecular function: ATP binding; ATP-dependent chromatin remodeler activity. Gene Ontology annotation, cellular component: nucleus. The coding region runs from base 249 to 3362 and encodes 1037 amino acids. The transcript has 4 exons.
CUCUAUCAUUUGUUUUGAUUUGAAUGUCGUGGGAAAAGUUUAAAUCUCUUCAGUUCUGCGUACAUUGAAAGCGUUAAAAAAAAGUGACUGUUGUAUGAUAGCCAAUUUCUUGGUAUAACAUAUUUCCGUUGACAACGAAUUAGAUUGUGUUUGUGAAGUGCUGUUUUUGUGAUUAGUUUUAGUUGAUUAAAUGUUCUAAUAUAUUAUUUCGAUUUGCGAUAAACAAUAAUAAAUAUUAGACAAAAACUAUGUCAAAUCUAGGAGAUAAUAUCUCCUUGCCGAGUGUUGUUAGUGUUGAUGAAAAUUCUAAUAAAAGCAGCCAGGACACCAGUCGUCGAAGUCAACAAUGGCUUGAAGCAGAAGAGAAAACUGAUAUAAUGAAAAUCGAAUUUUCUGAUGAUGAUGAUGAAUAUGAACUUACUCGUCUUACACCGAGCAUUGAGAAAGCUAUACGACUAAGCAUCUUGAGUAUUGGCCGAGAUAGUGAUUUAGAUUCUGGAGAUGAUUCUAAAAAAAAUGGGGAGAAACAAAAGAAAAGGAAACGUGAUGAGGUGCUGUUGAAUGAAAGUGGUGAUCACGAUACAAACAUUAGCGACGAGAAUUCAAUGGAUGCCAGUAGCGUUGGAAACAUGUCUUAUAAAAUCCUCGAGCCUGUGAAGAAAAAGAUUAAGCUGGAAGAGUUGGAUGUUCCUCCAGCUGUACACGAUAAAUGCGCUGAAAUAUUAAACAAUUCUCAAGAAAUCAAGAACUUUUUGGACGAAAAACCCAAACCUCAAUGCCGUAAAGUUCUAAAAGUGAAGCUCUUCAAGCCAGAUCGAAAAAUGCAGGUAUUAAUCAAAAAAGCAUUGAAGAGAAGCAAGAAUAAUCAUUAUUUAUCAGAGCAUCUUGAGAAUAAAGAAAAUAUCGGAAUUAACAAUGGAAUAAUGAUUAAAAGUGAGCCUAUCUAUAACAUGGAAGUCGAUUCUAAUUCUCAGCAGAACAAUGCAGAAUUUAUUGACUAUGAAUAUCUCGAAGCGGCAUACUCACCUGAGAGUAUGAAUGAAGAUGCUGGAGCUAUUUCUACAAGAAAUGAUGAACCAAUGGAGGAUCGACCAAAAAUUAAAAUUGAAACAAUCAAGCAAGAGAAAGAAGACGGGGUUGAUGGAGAAAGUUUACCAAGUGUCCGCUCGAUAUAUGAAGUGUCUUCGACUUUAACACCGGCUAGCUCUGACGUUGAAAUGAGUGAAGUUGACAAUCAAUCAGAUGUAAUGGUAAGAGAAGCCGCCGUACAACAGCACAACUUGUUCGAUGAUGGCGAAUCUUCUUGUUUCUCGUCCAGUGAUGAUAGUGAUUAUGACAAUACUUCAAGAUUCUCUGAUGAUGAUGAACAACCGGAUUCAAUAUUAUUUGCAAGACCAACGACAUCUCAUUCUAAUCAACAUCUAGGAGAACGAGCACUAGAAACAUUACAACGUCAACAAGAAUUAACGAUGGAUCGUUUACAAGAUCUCCAUGGAUCAUUGGUUUCUCGUCCAUCAGAUACUGAUCGAGUUGAAGAUCCAGCAGGUCUUUUCACCCCAUUGAUGCUUCAUCAACAGCAAGCUUUAGCUUGGUUACUUUGGAGAGAAGAACAAAAACCACCCGGUGGUAUUCUAGCUGAUGAUAUGGGAUUGGGUAAAACUCUGUCAAUGAUAUCACUUGUAUUGGCUCGUUAUCGUAAUACUCAGAAGAAGAAAAAACAAAAAUUGAGAAGAAGAGGACGAUUUGUAAAAUAUCGAGGAGGAACAUUGGUUGUGUGUCCAGCAUCAUUACUCGCCCAAUGGCAAAAUGAAGUAUUCGAUCAUUGCACACCAGGAACUUUAACAGUUGGAAUAUAUCAUGGACCUAAUCGAGAACUGUCUGUGAAAAAAUUGGCUAAAAAGGAUAUUAUUAUAACAACUUAUAAUAUACUAGCUCAUGCAAGCCAUCAAUAUGAUAAAAAUGCUCUAUUUAAAAUUCAUUGGGAUAGAGUAAUUCUAGAUGAAGCUCAUGUCAUUCGAAAUCAUAAAACUCGAAUGUGUGAAGCUGUAUGUGAGUUAGUGACUGAUAAUCGAUGGGCAUUAACUGGAACUCCUAUUCAUAAUAAACAAAUGGAUUUAUACUCGAUUCUCAAGUUUCUACGAUGUUCUCCCUUUGAUGAUUUAAAAAUUUGGCGACGAUGGGUGGAUAAUAGAGAUGAAGCAGGUUAUCGACGAUUGACAACCUUGAUGAAGACUUUGUUAUUACGCCGUACUAAGAAGGAGCUAAUUGCAAAAAAAUUGAUUCAACCAUUACCAGACAAGUUAUCGCAAAUUAUUCCGAUAGAAAUGGAUCCUGAUGAACGAGUAGUCUAUGAAAAGGUUAUGAUUUACUCUCGAACAUUAUUUGCUCAAUUUUUACGUCAGCGAGCUGAGAAGAAACGUCAAAUGGCUUUUGGUGCUGGAUAUUACAGACCCGUUGAAGAUUUUUUCGAAGAAUUUAAUGAUGCUCAGAAGAUGUUAUUAGCUACUCAUGCAGAUAUCCAAACUACUGAGAUUCUUGUUCUUUUAACGAGGCUUCGUCAAAUUUGCUGUCAUCCAUCGUUAAUUCAUACGAUGUUGGACCGAGAAGAUGUUCAGCAAAAGACUUCUAACAACGCGAUUUUGAAUUUUGAUUUAUUGAAUAAAAUCAAUACUUUCAAAGAGCCAGAAGCUGGACCUCCAACAACAUCAACGUCUGGUACGACCACAAGUGAAAUAGAAAUUGAAAACCUUGAUGAAGAAGAGAUAGGAAUCAGUAAAAGAGUUACUGAAAAUUUAUUGACCCGUACAAAUCCAGUGUUUAAUAAAUCUCGUGUAAGUUCUAAACAUCGAGCAGUACUAGAACGUAUCAAAGAAAUUAUCCAAAAUGGAAAUGAAAAAAUUAUCAUUGUAUCUCAGUGGACUUCGCAUUUAAAAAUCAUUGCUGAAAAUUUGAAAUUCAUCGAGGGUGCAACUUAUAAAUCAUUCGACGGAAGUAUUCCUGUUAAACAUCGCCAACAAAUUGUUAAUGAACUCAAUACACCAGAUAGAGAUCCAAGAAUCUUAUUGCUCUCAUUAACGGCUGGAGGUGUAGGAUUGAAUCUUGUUGGAGCAAAUCAUCUGAUGCUUGUCGAUAUACAUUGGAAUCCGCAACUUGAAACCCAAGCUCAAGAUCGAAUCUAUCGAUUUGGACAAAAGAAACAUGUCCAUGUCUAUAGAUUUAUUUGUACUGAUUCUAUUGAAGAAAGAAUAAAGAAUUUGCAAGAGUACAAGUUAGAUAUUGCUCAAAAUGUGCUGGCCGGCACUGGCAGAGUUAGUACAAAACUAACCCUCGAGGAUUUCAAAACCUUAUUUGGUUUCAAUUGAUUAUCAUUUAUUUAAUAUGUUCAGUUAUUUAAUAACUCUUAAAAAAC